CAGGUAUAUGUCACAAGGAAAACAUGCAGAAGCAAGAGAACUAAUGUAUUCAGGGGCUUUGCUGUUCUUCAGUCAUAACCAGCAAAACAGUGCCGCUGAUCUGUCCAUGCUGGUUUUAGAGUCUUUGGAGAAAUCGGAUGCAAAAGUAGCAGACGACCUUUUAGAAAACUUGGCUAAAUUGUUCAGCUUAAUGGAUCCAAAUUCUCCCGAAAGAGUGGCUUUCGUAUCCAGAGCACUAAAAUGGUCUAGCGGGGGAUCGGGAAAACUCGGCCACCCAAAACUGCACCAGUUACUAGCAAUUACCCUGUGGAAAGAGCAAAACUAUAGUGAAUCUCGGUAUCACUUCUUGCACUCCACAGAUGGUGAAGGAUGUGCAAAUAUGCUAGUAGAAUACUCCUCAUCCAGGGGAUAUCGCAGUGAGGUCGACAUGUUUGUAGCACAGGCAGUACUACAGUUUCUCUGCUUAAAAAAUAAGACCAGUGCAUCAGUUGUUUUUACGACAUACACACAGAAACAUCCUUCAAUAGAAAAGGGUCCUCCCUUUGUUCAACCACUGCUAAACUUCAUCUGGUUUCUGUUACUGGCAGUUGAUGGAGGAAAACUAACAGUAUUUACAGUAUUGUGUGAACAGUAUCAACCUUCACUGAAGAGAGAUCCCAUGUAUAAUGAGUACCUAGAUAGAAUAGGACAGCUUUUCUUUGGUGUUCCACCCAAGCAGACAUCGUCCUACGGAGGGUUACUAGGAAAUCUUUUAAACAGUCUGAUGGGAACUGGAGAAGAUGAUGACACAGAAGAUGGUCAGGAAGAUAGCAGUCCAAUAGAGCUCGACUGAAUGAUGUUGUCACUGGGUGCCGUGUAAAUCUGAUGAUUCGAUGACUCCAAAGACAGUUUUGGAAUUUGAAUCCUGCAGUUGUUUCUUGGCGCCUAAAAGGGCUCCUCUGGUCUUUUAGAAAUGGUUGCUGAAAUGUUUAUAAUGUUCGGUCUAUAUUAUUUAUGUAAAAAAAAAAAAGAAACCAACAAAAAGUAGCCAAAUGAAGUUGGAGCAAUUGUUAGCAGGUUUCCGAUAACAGCAGCUGGUGACUGAUUAAAAUAUAGUCUUCUACAGUUUCUGAUGCAGUAUUCCCUUUUGCACAGUAAUUCAAUAAAGCAUAAAUAUGGGUCUUGUAUUUCAUGGCCUACCCACUACUGUCUUUGUUAUGAGAAAGCCUCCUUGACCUCUGCCAUCUCCGAGGAAGAUCUCAAAAGGCAGGGUCACCAACUGAAUAAUUGAUAUGUGAGGCUGGUGCCAAAAGUACUGUGAGAUGAGCCAAGCAGCAUAAUUUGAGAUGCACAUCCAAG
Molecule: messenger RNA, 1338 nt
Organism: Nestor notabilis (Kea)
Lineage: Eukaryota; Metazoa; Chordata; Aves; Psittaciformes; Psittacidae
Gene: GET4
Product: golgi to ER traffic protein 4 homolog (S. cerevisiae)
Exons: 8
Coding region: 8-832 (274 amino acids)
Biological process (GO): protein insertion into ER membrane
Cellular component (GO): BAT3 complex; cytosol
Molecular function (GO): protein binding
Source: RefSeq, a predicted model, not a curated record